This is a messenger RNA of Eutrema salsugineum, 370 nucleotides long. RefSeq lists its product as uncharacterized. Bases 93 to 305 code for a protein of 70 amino acids. NCBI's taxonomy places the organism in Eukaryota, Viridiplantae, Streptophyta, Magnoliopsida, Brassicales, Brassicaceae. The record is from RefSeq and is a predicted model, not a curated record. The transcript has a single exon.
UCACCAAGUGCAUGCAUAAAUGUUUCUCUAAUUAAUUAAUUAGUUAUUCGACGCCCGACAAGACGAACGAACCUUUUGAAACUCUAACCGAUAUGGGAGGAGCUGACUGGGGCCCGGUGGCGGUUGCGGUGGUGCUGUUCGUAGUGUUGUCGCCGGGGCUUCUCUUUCAGCUGCCGGCGAGGAGGAGAGUGUUGGAGUGCGGCAACAUGACCACAAGCGGCAUCUCCAUAUUGGUUCAUGCCAUUCUCUUCUUCGCUAUUAUCACCAUUUUGGUCAUCGCCAUUCAAAUUCACAUUCACAUCUAGCAUAUCUAUGUACCUCUUUAAUUAAUUACCUUGCUAUAUAAUUCGGUUUUUUUUGUUUUUCUUUC